AUGGUCCGUCUUUCAACAUCCUUGCUGCUCAGCAGCGCUUUCACUGCGGUCUCGGGCUACAUUCAAUACUCGACCGUGACAGGCUUCUUCCUGCAAGACGACAAUUCGACCAAUGCUACCACGUUUGACUAUACCGCCACCAACUUUGGCCUCAUCAACCAAAGUUACCCAACCGACCCCUCCGACGCUGCCUCAUUAAGCCAAUGGCAGAGGUUUGCCCUGGUCAUUGCCAAUCUGACCAAGUCAGCCCCUUCCAAUGUGCAAUACAAGCUGCUCUUCAUGGGCCGACAUGGCGAGGGCUGGCACAACGCCGCCGAGUCUUACUACGGCACUCCGGCUUGGAACUGCUACUGGUCCCUGCUCGACGGCAAUGCCACCGCAACAUGGUCCGACGCCCACCUGACGAACAACGGAAUUGCUCAAGCCCUGGUCGCCAACAAAUUCUGGCUGUCUCGCAUCCAAGAACAAAAGAUCCCCACGCCGCAAAAGUACUACGUCUCGCCCUUGUCCCGAUGCCUGUCGACCGCCAAUCUGACAUUCUCUGGCCUCCCUCUGCCACCAAACGAACCGUUCAUCCCGACCAUCAAAGCCCUGCUUAGAGAGUCCAUCUCGGAGCACACGUGCGACCGCCGCUCCAACAAGACCUUCAUCCACUCCCAGUUUCCCACCUACAAAUUCGAGCCAGGCUUUCCGGAGACCGACCAACUCUGGACGGGCGUCACAGCAGAGACCGAUUCGGCCCAGGACGCCAGAUCCAAGACACUGCUCGACAACAUCUUCUCGACGGACAAUUCUACUUACCUGUCAUUCACUUCCCACUCGGGAGAGCUCGGCUCGAUUUUGAGGGUCGUCGGGCAUCGGUCUUUUUCGCUCAACACUGGUGCCGUCAUUCCCGUGCUGGUCAAGGCCGAGACGAUCGCCGGUGUGAGCACGAUCUCUACGCAGGCUUGGACGCCCAGUCCGCACUGCACGGUACCGCCCGUCACCAGUAUCAGUACGGGCGCGAAUGGCGGUUGCGUCUGCCCGAACAGUGCGAUGCCGGUGACGACGACGCUGCCGCCAUUUCCUGCCAACACCUGA
Messenger RNA from Fonsecaea erecta, 1080 nucleotides. RefSeq lists its product as hypothetical. Gene Ontology annotation, cellular component: cytoplasm. Gene Ontology annotation, molecular function: phosphatase activity. The record is from RefSeq and is a predicted model, not a curated record. The transcript has 2 exons. NCBI's taxonomy places the organism in Eukaryota, Fungi, Ascomycota, Eurotiomycetes, Chaetothyriales, Herpotrichiellaceae. The coding region runs from base 1 to 1080 and encodes 359 amino acids.